Molecule: messenger RNA, 3828 nt
Organism: Stylonychia lemnae
Lineage: Eukaryota; Ciliophora; Spirotrichea; Sporadotrichida; Oxytrichidae
Source: the annotation of a GenBank genome assembly
AUGUUUCCGAUUAAAUCCUACAGUCCUCAUGACUUUAUCCAUGAUUCUUCUAUUUCUGUUGACGUUUCAAGUAUAAUGUUGGUCUUGUCUUGCUUUAACUUAAUCAUGAAAAAAUCUAAGAAUGCUUUGGAGCAAGGUUUUUGCUUUAAAUAUGGAAAAAUCGAUCUAAAGUACUCUAAUUUUCACUUCAAUAUGAAAUCAAGUGUUGGCAAAUUGACCAUCAUUAUCCCAUUCAAAUAGCAACAAUCAAAUUUCAUCCUGAGGAGAAGGAUUCUAAUAAAAUACAUAUCUACUAAAUCUUUAAAAACGGCAGGAUUCAAUAUUGACAAAUUAAGCUCUAGCAAAAAUUUCUGUGUAUAAGCUAGUUUUAAUGUCAUUAAAAUUGUGGACAUGAUGCUUUUAGAUGCUGGCAUAGAAGACACUAUGACUCUUGAAUUAAGGUAGAAGGGCUAGAAGUACGAAGUCUCCUAGUCCUUUUCAAGUUUAUCUUACUCUUAUACAAUAUCUGAAGAUUCUGCUAAUAAUACGAAUAGAUCAUUUAUUGAAAAGUAAGAAAUGGUGGGUUUUAAGAAAAUUCUUGAAGUUUUCUAUGAUCAAACAGACCAUUUUAAUAUAAUAAUGGAAUGCUCAGACAAUACAAUACUUAUUGAGAAAAUACUUUUCAAAAACAAUAGGAUCAGCUUAAAGAAAACUAUAACUCAAAGACAAUUCGAAGUAAGAUAGGAUAACAUUUAAAAGAUUUAUUUCGACUAUGAGUAUAACACUGUGUUAUCCCUUAGAAAAUCAGGAGCAGUAGAUAUAUUUAAGAAUGGAAAGAUUAUUUACACUAAGACUGAUGAAAAAUAGAUCAAUCAAAUAAGAUGGGUAUCGCAUGAUUAAAUCUCAGAUCUUAUGACUUUAAAAUAUCAUCCUAAGGAAUGGAUGAGCAUCAAACGAAGAUUAGUUUGUGGGAGUCAAUUCACUUUUCAUAAUGAUAAACUGUUUGUCACUAGAUUGAAUUAUGUUAGAAUUGUGGACAUAAAUACCAGCUCAGUGAUACAUGAAGCAUUUUUAAAUAAUGAAGUAUAAAAAAUACUGCAAAUCAAUGGUUAAGUAUACAUUAUCGUCAAGAGCCAAACUAAUGUCUUGUUCUUAGUUGGUGCUUAAUAUGAACUUGAAUUAAUUCCAGGUGUUGAAGGUGAGUUCUUGUAAGCUGAGGUAAAUGAGAAAGCAUUAUACGUAAUAACAAAAACAGCAUUAGGCAAUAAAAUAUUUAGAAUAAAAGGGAAAAAUUCACUUGAGUACACUGACUUUUUAGAAGAGGAUGAUGUACUUGUAAACUAUAAAGCUAAGAAGUCAGUGCAUGACAAAAUUUUAUUAUUCAACUUCAGACUCGGAAUACUUAGGACGAUAUAUAUUGAAAGAGAAAAUAUUAGAAAAGUCAUCACAAAUUAAUUUGAUAGAUUAAAGGAUAAUUUUCGGACGGAUGAGUGGCUAGCAUUUAAGAAUAAGUCAAAGACAAAGAUAUACUUCUAAAAAUAUGAUAACUACAUAGGUUAAAUGAGAACAUAUGAGAUUGAUAAGUCUACAAAUGAGAUUAAAACUCUUCCACCACUAUCGUGGUUGAAUCAUCCAGUUAUCCAUGGGGAACUAAUUUAUGAGAUUAAUUAUGUGGGCAAAUUUACUUACAGAAAGAUUGACCAUUACAUUCAAAAUUUCCCUACAAAAAUUUAGAUAUCUGAUAAUAUUUUUGGAAAAAAAAUUGUCUGUGUUGGCAAUAGAGUUGGUAUACUGGAAAGAACUCACAUUGUUAGAAUUUUUAACUAGCCUAACUAAAAUAGCUUUCUACCUUAUAUUUUUGAAACUUAAAAGUAUCAAAUUUUUGCUUGGAAAAGAAUAGAUGGCUGUACUGUUAUGAUUGAUAAUAACUUCUAGCUAACAACAAUGAGUGAAGUUACUGGGAAAAUAAUAAGCUAGCACAAAAUCUCCAAAAGAUAAUUAGGCUAAAAAAGUAUAAAUGUUGAGCAAAUAAGAGCAUCUAGUGAGCCUCAUAGAGUUAUAAUGCAAGAUGACACAUACAAGGGGCAAAUAUUGAGACUUGAAAAAAAUUCCAGGUUAAGACUUUACAAAGUAGUAGAAAUAGUUAGUAAAUCUUAAAUCCAAAUAUUACUUACCUUUCUAAUGCCGGAGUAUAAACAGCAAUUCAAAUUUAGUGAAAAUUUUUCAAUGAUGAUUGACUAAUCUACUUAUGAACUAUAUUCAAGAGAAGAAUACUUUGAUGAAAGUGGGAUAUAUAUAUUUGAGUAGAUCACGCACUAAUCUCAUCUUGAAUCAAAUAACUGGAAAUUUAACCUCAAUAACUCUAUUGUCAGUCCUAAUCUCAAAUAUUAUCUAGACUUUGAAGUUAAGAGCAAAAAGUACUUAAUUAAGAAUUCAUUUGAUGGAUAAGUAUUUAAAGAAAUCCCGAAUUCCCUUACAGAUUAAUCAAAACUUAAUUAAUUUCUUUACUUCAAAUGGAUGGAUGAUAAAUCGAUUGCCCUCUAUCAUGAAUAGGGGAUAGAAAAAGUUGUUGAUGUGUUUAAUGAUUUUUACAAGAUCUACUAUUCCAUAAUAGACAUUAAUUCUUAUUAUGGGCACAAUAAAUAGAUUGGAAACGGCUAUCAUUUGAAUCUGUAAACUAGUAAUUAAGAUGAAGUUCUGAAGAAACUUCAUUUUCUAAAAAACAAGUUCAUAGAGUGCUAAAGAGAUUAAUGCGAGUUUCAUAUAUUAAUGACUGAUUUUUAAUACUCAUGGAGUGAUCACUUUACCAAUUAUCUGCCAAUGCUUCAAUUUAGCUUUACUCAUUAUCAUUGGAUGCUUUCUCUAAAAGUAAGAGAUGAUCACAAUCUCUCGACCAUAAAGGAAAUAACUGAUGAUGACUUACACUUGAUGCUUUUGCAAGUAUUCCCAGAUGGAGAUACAUUUCUGCAUCUGAUUGCUAAUCGAAAUGAGAUAUUAGAUGCUCUUUAUUAAAGAAUCAGCAAGUAAUCAGACUACUUGUUUAUCAAAAAUGCAUCUGGCUUAACCCCUUUACACCUUUGUCUUGAUACUAAAAAUUAUUUCGCCAUCGAGAUAUUUUUGAAACUCUUGUCCAAUCACCCAUUUUAUCAGCAUUCUUUUAAUGUGGUGGAAAUACUGCCAAAAUUGAUUUAAACAGAGUUACCCGCUCUUAAAAUCUACUUGGAAUCAAGAAUCAUUACCACAUAAAUUCUAGCUUAAUAUAAGCGUGGUGUAAUUUAAGUAGAUCCUUAAAAGAAUUAUAAAUUAAAGCUUACAAACAUCUGGCCAAGAAGAGAUGAAUUUAAGGAAAAAUUUUUUGAGUAGGGCAAGUUUCAAUCUGAUAUUAAAAUUAUGCUUUUAGACUUACCUAGAUUAAAUAUCUAUGCCAAUGAAUUAAGCUAGGAACUAUAUCUAAAGCUAUCUAGAUGUAACUCAUUAGAUGUAUUUAAAAUUAGCACUAUACAAUACUUGAUAGAUUUCUAAUGGAAACUUACUAAAAAGUGCACAAUUUACUAUCUUUACAUUCCACAACUAAUCAACCAUUUAAUUUUUUUGGUCUAUUCAAACUUAUUAAUAAAAAAUGAGUUCCAUUCAAAGCAGUAUGACACUGGAUUAGCUCUUUUAGUAUUUAUCUUGACUAUUCAGUUUUAUUUCUUGGUUAAUGAAUAUAGGCAAUAGCUUUAAUAUCAACAACAGUCUGCUUCCAUUAUUUCUUAGAUGGAAAAGAAUCUUUCGUUAAUUAGAAUGGACUGCCAGUUAUUCAUAGUCUGGCUAGUCUAAUCCUAUGGCUCUCCUUCUUAUAUCACUUGA